CGCCACGACGUCUGGGGAGCGCGCGCGCCGCCGCGGGGCCGGGCGGAGCGUUGCUGGUGCUGGUGGCGUCCGGGGCUGGAGGCUUGGCGAAGAGGGCUUGCGGCGGCUUGUCGGGUUGUCGUUUCGUGGCUGCGGAGGCCGCCCGCUCCUGGUCAUGAGAGGAGGAGUCCUGAAGCAAAGACAUCUUAGAGAAAAACUAUUCAAGGGCCAUGCAGGCCAGCUGUAACCAACUGCUCGACCCUCCAGGCAGUGCGCAUGAUAGAGAUGCCUCAGCCUCCCAGUGUGUUCAUCCGUCAAAAUCCACAGAAGGCUCUCUUCACCCUGGAGAUGUGCAUAUCCAGAUAAACUCCGGACCUAAAGAAUUUCCUGAAAAUCCAAGCUCUAGAAAUACAAGGUCAGGUGUCUGUACCUGUGCCCGUGGGUGUGUGCACAGUCGCUUCCGGAGUCACUCCCACAGUGAACCAAGGCCCCCUGAUGACUUCGCCACAGAGUCUGGAGAACAUGGAAGUGGCUCCUUCUCAGAAUUCCGUUAUCUCUUCAAGUGGUUGCAAAAAAGUCUUCCUUAUAUUUUGAUUCUGGGUAUUAAACUUGUUAUGCAGCAUAUAACAGGAAUUUCUCUUGGAAUUGGGCUGCUAACAACUUUUAUGUAUGCAAACAAAAGCAUUGUAAAUCAGGUUUUUCUAAGAGAACGGUCAUCAAAGAUUGAGUGUGCUUGGUUAUUGGUGUUCCUGGCAGGCUCUUCUCUUCUUCUGUAUUACACCUUUCAUUCUCAGUCACUUUAUUACAGCUUAAUUUUCUUAAAUCCUACCCUCGAUCAGUUGAGCUUCUGGGAAGUUCUUUGGAUUGUUGGAAUUACAGACUUCAUUCUGAAAUUCUUUUUCAUGGGUUUAAAAUGCCUAAUUUUAUUGGUGCCUUCUUUCAUCAUGCCUUUUAAAUCAAAGGGUUAUUGGUACAUGCUUUUAGAAGAGUUAUGUCAGUAUUACCGAAUUUUUGUCCCCAUUCCAGUUUGGUGUCGGUACCUUAUAAGCUAUGGGGAGUUUGGUAGGGUAACUGGAUGGAGUCUUGGGAUAUUGCUGGCUUUACUCUACCUCAUACUAAAACUUUUGGACUUUUUUGGACAUUUGAAAACUUUCAGACAGGUUUUGCGAGUCUUUUUUACGCGACCAAGUUAUGGAGUGCCUGCCAGCAAGAGACAGUGUUCCGAUAUGGAUGGUGUUUGUUCCAUAUGUCAAGCUGAAUUUCAGAAGCCAGUUCUUCUCAUUUGUCAGCAUAUAUUCUGUGAAGAAUGCAUUACCUUAUGGUUUAACAGAGAGAAAACUUGUCCACUGUGCAGAACUGUGAUCUCAGAACGUAUAAACAAAUGGAAAGAUGGAGCCACUUCAUCUCACCUUCAGAUGUACUAAGUUGUACAAACUAUCAAGGCCUCAAGACACUAGUUUUAUCUGGUUUGGUAACUAUUGAUACAGGCAUCACAAAUGGUUCCCAGGAGUAGGAUAAUUUUUUUCAAGGUGAUUUUAGGGUAUCACAAGACAUAUAUUUGUAGUUCAGUUUCUCAAAAGAUUAAGUGCAAGGGCCCUGCACUUUUAACUAUAUGUUCAAUUUAAUAAAUAUGCAACUUUUAUUCCACUUAUUUGACAGAUAAUUGCAGUGUUAAAUUGGAAAUGUGUUUUCUUGUCAAUAAUACCCAAACAGCAAUUAGAAACUAGAAUUAGCCAUUUAAAGGGGUGCAGGUACUGCUUCCUGACAUGGUUUUCAGAAUAAAGAUUUUGCAUAGUAUUUUAAGAUACAUAGUAUCUGAGAUGAGACAAUUUUCAUCAGACUUUUAUAAUUCCCAUUCUAAAAAGGCUUAAAAUUUUCAUAAAAUUGUAUUUUUAAAUGAAAGUUCUAAAUGCUAUAUUUUACCGAUAACAAUCACAUUUUCUAAGUGAAGAUUUACUGAGGAUAUAUUUUAAUACUGUAUUAUGCUCUAUAAUUAAUGACUAGUAAUCAGUGAGAAUAAAUGAUUGAGAUUCA
This is a messenger RNA of Acomys russatus (golden spiny mouse), 2013 nucleotides long. It is a transcript of the gene Rnft1, whose product is annotated as ring finger protein, transmembrane 1. Bases 210 to 1403 code for a protein of 397 amino acids. NCBI's taxonomy places the organism in Eukaryota, Metazoa, Chordata, Mammalia, Rodentia, Muridae. The transcript has 9 exons. Gene Ontology annotation, cellular component: endoplasmic reticulum. Gene Ontology annotation, molecular function: ubiquitin protein ligase activity. The record is from RefSeq and is a predicted model, not a curated record. Gene Ontology annotation, biological process: positive regulation of ERAD pathway.